This is a messenger RNA of Torulaspora delbrueckii, 1506 nucleotides long. It is a transcript of the gene VTS1, whose product is annotated as Vts1p. The record is from RefSeq and is a predicted model, not a curated record. Lineage: Eukaryota; Fungi; Ascomycota; Saccharomycetes; Saccharomycetales; Saccharomycetaceae. Gene Ontology annotation, cellular component: P-body. Gene Ontology annotation, molecular function: translation repressor activity; mRNA binding; protein binding. The coding region runs from base 1 to 1506 and encodes 501 amino acids. Gene Ontology annotation, biological process: regulation of mRNA stability; nuclear-transcribed mRNA poly(A) tail shortening. The transcript has a single exon.
AUGAGUAGUGCGUACGAGGAUUUUGCAUCGGGUAGCCAGUCUCCCUACAACGUAGGGAGAGGUGCACACCCCGGUGCUGUUCUGCUGUCACCUCAAUCAAGUGUGAUGAAUCUGAGCAACAGCGCGGUGAGUGCUACGGUUCUUUCACCGCAAUUAACUGCUCAGUCGCACAAUUUGUCGUUCAACGAAAUGCUGGAUCAGCAGUCUCUAUUAUUGGAUCCAACUGGUUCACAUUCGCAGCAGUCGAAUAAUAUGUCCUCGACCCACUCAGCAGCCGGCUCUGCUGUUAUGUCGCCCAUGAUACAAUCGCCCUCUCGAACACCAACCAAUGCGCAGGGCUCUUCGAUGUUUUUAGAUUCUUUCACUAGUUCGUCCAGUAACAACGUGGUUGGAAUGCACAACCGUUCCCAGUCACUCAAUAAGUCUAAAGCGCAGCAAAAUUUAGGUCAAACUCAGACAGUUAACCCAAAGUCAUCACAAUCGAAGCCAAGAGGUCAAGGAGAUGUCAACCCGGUUGUCAAUUUUACUCAGGAUAUCAACCAGCUAUGUUCGUGGAUGUCGAUGUUAAGUAGUGUUCAACAGAAUACCGUCAUUGACAAUUUGCUGUCCACGUUGAACGAGGAUGUAUUGCAAUACACUAAGCUGAAGUUAGAUAGUCUGAUGAACAGCGGUUACAUAUCUCCCCAGAUUCCGGCCAUUGCUUCUCCAGUCCCCAAUAGGGAAUCCUAUUCCAUUACAAAUCUAGAUUCUGUGUUUUCCAAUGAGAGAAGUAUGGGGGCUGAUAGUGAUACUGGUGAUCACCUCGAUCCCAGCGUUGAUCAUUCUGUUAUAUACCAACAGUGGUCACCACAACCUACUUCGAUGACUCAACCAAUCUACGAUUAUAUCAAAGAGAUGAACCAGAGACCCAAAUCUGCUGAUCCUCAUGUUUCCAAAGCGAAUAUUAACCACACCGUGAAGAAACCAGCUAGUAGCCAUAAUUUCAACACUCAAACCAACUUUUACUCGGCAUCAACCAAGAAUAGAAACUUCAAUGGUGAUUUUGGCACCGCGAAUAGUCAUACCUACUACGGCGGGAAUCGUCAGCAACCCACUUCCAAUAUGCAUAUGAAUACCACUCACAGCUCUCUAUCCCCUGAUCAUUCGCCAAACAGUACGUCAAGUAGUCACACGGGUAAUGUGACCCCAAAUCCAACCAUCAAUGCGAUACCUGGUGCUUCCAAUGGUGGUGGGAAUGGACACGGUUCAUCGAUGAACCCUAGGACCUUGACUGAUCCUCGAUUGUUGACCAAUAUACCAGUGUGGUUAAAGUCCCUGAGAUUGCAUAAGUACUCAGAUGCGCUAAGCUCCAAAAAAUGGGAUGAACUCAUCUAUUUGGACGAUGAUGCCCUUGAGAAGAUGGGUAUUAGCGCCUUAGGUGCGCGGAGAAAACUUCUCAAGGCAUUUGCCAUAGUAAGAGACCACAAGGACCAGGGACUUAUCGAUCAGACCGCCUAUGUAUCAUAG